AUGCGGCUUUUACAUUUUACGGACGAUGAGGAGCUGAGCCUGACGGCAGAUAUGUUCAACGACAGCAACAUUCCGCGUUAUGCCAUCCUUUCUCAUACAUGGGGAGAUGAGGAAGUCCAUUAUGAUGAUAUCGGUAACGUAAGAGGAAUGAUCAAGGCAGGAUAUGCAAAGAUACUGUUUUGUGCACGACGAGCCGCAGCAGACGGACUGCAAUACUGCUGGGUGGAUAGUUGUUGCAUCAACAAGUCAAAUAGCUCGGAGCACUCGGAAGCGAUCAAUUCUAUGUUCCGCUGGUAUCAGAAUGCUGAGCGAUGUUAUGUCUACCUUGUAGAUGUUUCUAGCGAUAGUCGAGAUGAAACAAGCGACUCGACUGGAGGCUGGGAGCUCGCCAUGAGGAGAAGCAGAUGGUUCACCCGAGGCUGGACUCUCCAGGAACUCAUUGCCCCAAGUUAUAUUGAGUUUUUUUCUAAGGAGAUGGACCGCUUAGGGGAUAGGAAAUCCCUUGAAGAGAUGCUUCAUGAGAUCACUGGGAUACCAAUCGAGGUCCUUCGUACGCGUUCGUUGAUAAAUUUCGGGAUAGAGCAACGAUUCUCAUGGGCGGCGAAGCGUCAAACGACAUAUGAAGAAGACAUGGCAUAUUGCCUCCUUGGUAUGUUCGACAUCCACAUGCCGCUUUUGUAUGGCGAAGGGAAGGAGACAGCGAUGAAGCGGCUUGGAAGGAUGGCUGAAAGUGCUACAGCAGGACCUACAGGUGUUCCACUCCAACAGAAAUUGUCUGGACUGAGACAGUGGCUAUCGGUCCCUAACCCUGCGACACAACCCCAGAGAGUGCUUCGAAGCCGCGGUCAAGGAACUUGUGACUGGGUACUUGACAGCCGCAAGUAUGUUAGAUGGAAGACGUCACCUGCGUCGAUCCUGUGGCUGUACGGUGUACCAGGAUCUGGUAAAACCAUGAUCAGUACCACGGUCCUCGAGGACGUUCUGCAGUCCUGCAGUCAACGCUCCGCUGGAGUGUCUGCGCACUUCUACUUCGACUUUAACGACGCGCAGACACAAGGUCCGGAUACGAUGUUGCGCUCUCUGAUAUGUCAACUGUCACAGAACUGUGCUCGAAUGCCACCAAGUCUUGACACACUCUUCGCCAUGCGUGACAGCAGACAAGACCUGCCGUCUCUUCAAACUCUCCUGGAAGCGCUCAAGCAGAUGAUGCUGGAAUUUCCGCAAGUUUUCAUACUCAUCGAAGCGCUCGAUGAGUGCACACAACGCCGAGAACUGAUGGAUGUGCUUGACAUAGUGGCUUGGUGGCAGCUUGACAACGUGCAUCUGCUCAUGACCAGCCGGAAAGAGCGGGAUAUCGAGAGCUCUUUAGAAAGCUAUGUCAAGGAGGAGAACACUAUCUGUCUCCAGAGCGCAGUGGACAAGGACAUACAGCGCUACGUUCAACAAAGACUGGGUGACGACAAGGGCUUGGCAAAAUGGAACAAGGACGCUGCUGUGAGGCAAGAGAUCGAGGCUGCACUGAUGCGCGGAGCCCACGGAAUGUUCCGAUGGGCUGUGUGUCAGCUUGACACGUUAGCAAAGUGUCGCAAUCGAGCGAUGCUGCGUAAGUCGCUUGCCACUUUGCCGCAAAUGCUGGACCAGACGUAUGACCGCAUUCUCACUGCUAUCAGCGAAGAAGACUGCGAUUACGCGAUGCGCAUUCUGCAGUGGCUGACGUUCUCUGCGCGGCCGCUGUUAGUCGAAGAGAUCGCCGAAGUCGUCGCUAUCGACGUGGCGCGCGACCCAGCGUUCGACCGUGAUGAGAUGCUAGAAGAUCCGCUAGAAGCGCUGGACAUCUGCUCAAAUCUGGUCACUAUCAUACCAAAUUCUACCCAGCGUAUCAUUGCUCUAGCACACUAUUCUAUCCAGGAGUAUCUUGUAUCAGACAGGAUCAAGCAAGGGCAGGCAAAGCAGUACAGUAUGCAAGAGGCCAAAUGCCACAGCGCGAUAUUAAAAAGCUGUUUAGUGUACCUGCUCCAAUUACAGCAACCAUUGUCAGAGGAAACGCUGAAGGCAUCCGCAUUGGCAAGGUACGCAGCAGAAUUUUGGAGCAGCCAUCUUCAAAAUGUAGGAGAAGAGGCGGAUGAAGUGACACCAGUCGUGAUGAGUUUCAUGUCAAUGGACAAUCCGGCAUAUCUCACCUGGAUUCAGUUGUGUGAUCCGGACCAUCCUUAUAGAAAACCAGAUCUAGGUAAAAGCCUGGAAUGCGUAGCUACACCGCUGUAUUAUGCCGCAUUACUGGGCUUGAGCACGAUCACCAGACUGCUGCUAUAUCAAGGCGCCGAUGUCAACGCGCAGGGUGGAGAGUAUGGCAACGCACUGUACGCAGCUUCAGUCGAAGGCCACGAGCAGGUAGUCAAGAUGCUGCUCGACAAAGGCGCCGACGUCAACGCGCAGGGUGGAGAGUACGGCAACGCACUGUACGCAGCUUCAGUCGAAGGCCAUGAGAAGGUAGUCAGGAUGCUGCGUGAUGCAGGUGCUCAUCAACCCGAGGAAGACGGUACUGUGGCACGGCUCAAAUAG
Molecule: messenger RNA, 2562 nt
Organism: Didymella exigua CBS 183.55
Lineage: Eukaryota; Fungi; Ascomycota; Dothideomycetes; Pleosporales; Didymellaceae
Product: HET-domain-containing protein
Exons: 2
Coding region: 1-2562 (853 amino acids)
Molecular function (GO): protein binding
Source: RefSeq, a predicted model, not a curated record